GUCGUGUACACCGCACGGUGGGAGCCGCCAGCUGCUGUUGACGCCCGACAGGCUGUGGAUGAUGGCGUGGAGGCAGAGUCUCUGGCAUCGGGCGUGUCACACAGCAACAGUUCAGUAGUUUUGUCUGUAUCUACAUCUACACACUUCCUUUUUGGUGUUCACUGGCAGCUGUAGAGGCGUGGCUACAACACCGGAAGUUGCAGUGGUGUUCACUGGCAGCUGUAGAGGCGUGGCUACAACACCGGAAGUUGCAGUGGUGUUCCCUGGCAGCUGUAGAGGCGUGGCUACAACACCGGAAGUUGCAGUGGUGUUCACUGGCAGCUGUAGAGGCGUGGCUACAACACCGGAAGUGAGAGGAUGCGUCUGUCGCCACGUGAACACGAGGGCUUGUUGGUGCAGCAGGCGGGUAGCGUUGCCCAGCGGCGCCUGGCGCGGGGUGUCAGGCUGAACUACCCGGAGUCUGUAGCCCUCAUUGCCUCCGUGUUGCAGGAGUUGGUCCGUGAUGGCUGGUCAGUCAGUCAGCUGAUGGAGAAAGGCAGGACCAUGCUGGGCAUCAGGCAGGUGCUACCCGGUGUACCCGACAUGGUGCAGGAGGUACAGAUUGAGGCCACAUUUGCAGACGGCACGAAGCUGGUGACUGUACACAAGCCCAUCGCCAGGCAAGAUGGGGACCUUGAUCUCGCCUUGUAUGGCAGUUUCCUGCCGGUGCCCCCUUUGUCGACAUUCACAGACCGACAGCAGAUAACUGACGAGACAGCAGAGGUGGUGGAGGCUGCCCUGGAUGUCCUGGCAGGGGAGGUAAUCACUCAGCCCGGAAACAUCGUUCUGAACGAGGGCCGACCUACUGCCCUCCUCAACGUCACCAACCUGUGUGACCGCCCUGUACAGGUGGGCAGCCAUUAUCACUUCACCGAGUGUAACAGACAUCUUCGCUUUGACCGGGUGGCUGCCAUUGGCAUGAGGCUGAACAUUCCAGCGGGAACAGCCGUGAGGUUCGAACCUGGCGAAAGCAAGCAGGUGAAUCUGGUGCAGAUUGGCGGCUGCAGGGUGGUACGUGGAGGCAACGGUCUGUGUCGGGGGGCGGUGACCACCGUGGACAAGGACAAGUUCCUCAAGCGAGUCUUGAAAGCCGGCUUCCAGCACCACGCACAGGGUGACGUGCAGCCUGGGCCUCGAGAAGAGAUGAACAGACAGCUGUACGCACACAUGUACGGGCCCACCGCUGGUGACAAGGUGCGCCUGGGGGACACCAGUCUGGUGCUGGAGGUGGAGCGGGACAUGGCGGUGUACGGCGAUGAGUGCAAGUUUGGUGGGGGCAAGGUGCUCCGAGAGUCCAUGGGCCAGGCUGCUGACCGACCGUCACGUGACGUGCUGGACACGGUCAUUACAAAUGCCCUUGUGGUCGAUGCCAUCGUAGGGAUCGUUAAGGGAGACAUCGGCAUCAAGGAUGGCUUCAUUGUGGGCAUAGGCAAGGCCGGUAACCCGGAGACGAUGAAUGGCGUGGAUAAGAGGUUGGUGGUUGGUGCCUGCACGGAGGUGAUCGCAGGGGAGGGGCUGCUGGUGACGGCCGGAGCUCUGGAUGGUCACGUGCACUUCAUUUGCCCGCAGCUGGCAGGGGAGGCGAUCGCGUCAGGCGUGACCACCAUGUUUGGGGGAGGCACAGGGCCGGCCACAGGAAGCAAGGCCACCACCUGCACCCCAGGACCGAACCACAUUCGAGACAUGAUGCUGAGUACAGACUCACUGCCGCUCAAUUUCGGUUUCACGGGCAAAGGCAACACUUCCUGUCCCAGCGGAGUGGCCGAGGACCUUCGGGAGCAGGUCAUGGCGGGCGCCAUGGGGUUGAAGCUGCACGAAGACUGGGGCAGUACACCUUCUGCUAUUGACACCUGCCUGCGGGCUGCUGAUGAGUUCGACAUCCAGGUAAUGAUUCACACGGACACACUCAACGAGAGCGCUUGUGUGGAGGACACCAUUGAUGUGUUCAAAGGAAGGACAAUACACACUUACCACACGGAGGGGGCGGGAGGCGGCCAUGCACCCGACAUUCUGCGGGUAGUAGGUGAGAGAGCCGUGCUUCCAUCCUCUACCAACCCCACCCGCCCGUACACAGUCAACACCAUGGACGAACACCUGGACAUGCUGAUGGUUUGUCACCACCUGGACAGUAACCUGUCUGAGGACGUCUGCUUUGCGGAGUCGCGGAUCCGCGCGGAGACCAUCUCAGCGGAGGACGUGCUGCAGGACGUGGGCGCCAUCAGCAUGAUGUCCUCCGACUCGCAGGCCAUGGGGCGGGUAGGGGAGGUCAUCACACGCACCUGGCAGACGGCAGACAAGAUGAAGAUCGUCAGGGGUCGUCUUCCGGAAGAAAAGGGCGACAACGACAACAUUCGGAUCAAGCGGUAUCUGGCCAAGUACACCAUCAACCCUGCACUGACUCACGGCAUGGCUCACCUUAUCGGGUCGCUGGAGGAUGAUAAAAUGGCCGACCUGGUGCUAUGGAAACCGGCAUUUUUCGGCGCCAAACCGGAAAUGGUCCUCAAAAGUGGACAAAUCACCUGGUCACAGAUGGGUCUGGCCAACGCCUCCAUCCCCACGCCGGAGCCCGUCCAGCAGCGCGAGAUGUUUGGCGCCUGCGGCAAGUCCCCGGGGGCCAACUCCGUGGUCUUCGUUUCCAAGGUGUCGCUGGACAGGGGCAUCAUCCAAGGGUACGGGCUGUCCAAACGAGCGGUGGCUGUCAGCGGGUGCCGCCGGCUGACUAAAGCAGACAUGGUCCUCAAUGACUUGUGCCCCGUCAUCACAGUUGACCCGCAGUCAUACCGCGUUCACCUGCUGACGACUGGGGAGGAAGGAGAGAAGAGAGAACACCUCACCUGCCCUCCAUCCUCCAGACUGCCACUGGCACAGCGCUACUUUCUCUUCUAGUGGCCCCCACCUGAAGUACUGGACAGGUGUCAUCAUCAGCUGUGCUCUCUGUCUGCACCUCUUCACCUCUUCACCUCUUCACCUGUUCACAUGAAAGCGGUUUUAGCGACAUCGUAUUUCACAGAGUGAAGAACAUCAACGACAGUUGAUACACAAACGUGUAAAUAGAGUACAUCCUUCUCUCUCUCACGCAUGUGUACACACAGACAGAGUGAAUAACUCUCACCCUCUCUCCUUUCCCUCAUACAUCUACAUGUACAUCUACAUCUACACAGACAGUGAAUAACUCUCACCCCUCUCUCCUUUCCCUCAUACAUCUACAUGUACAUCUACACAGAGCGUGUAAACAAGCCUCUUCGUGUCAUAUAUACAUACACAGAAGUGUACGGCCUCUUCUCUCAUAUAUGUAUGUACACGUAUACGGAGCGUGUAAAUGUCUCUCAUGUAUAUACACACGUACACGCACACACAGCGUGCCAGGCUUCUCCCCCCUGAUAUACCUGUAUACACACAGAAUGUAUGAAUAAAGUUUCUUCUCUCGUUC
Molecule: messenger RNA, 3469 nt
Organism: Pomacea canaliculata
Lineage: Eukaryota; Metazoa; Mollusca; Gastropoda; Architaenioglossa; Ampullariidae
Product: urease subunit alpha-like
Exons: 23
Coding region: 358-2925 (855 amino acids)
Biological process (GO): urea catabolic process
Cellular component (GO): urease complex
Molecular function (GO): urease activity; nickel cation binding
Source: RefSeq, a predicted model, not a curated record